Molecule: messenger RNA, 624 nt
Organism: Penicillium hordei
Lineage: Eukaryota; Fungi; Ascomycota; Eurotiomycetes; Eurotiales; Aspergillaceae
Product: CFEM domain-containing protein
Exons: 3
Coding region: 1-624 (207 amino acids)
Source: RefSeq, a predicted model, not a curated record
AUGAAGUUCUCCACCACUCUGAUUGCCUUCGCUGCCGCCGGCCUCGCCAGCGCCCAGCUGCCCGAUGUGCCUGCCUGCUCGCUGAGCUGCUUCCUCACUGCCCUGCAGAGCGAUGGUUGCUCCGAGCUGCUUGACUUCAAGUGCCACUGCCAGAAGACCGAGCUCGUAACCAGCAUCACCCCCUGUGUCGAAAAGGCCUGCGAACACAGUGACCAAGUCUCUGUCUCCAACGCCGUCGUUGGCCAGUGCUCCUCUGCCGGCCACCCUAUCUCGAUCCCUCCCAUCGAGACCAGCGCUUCCUCCAGCGCCAGUGCCUCAGAGACCAGCACCCCCAGCUCCGCCUCCGCUGAGACCACCGCCAGCGCCACCCCCACCGCGUCCGCUAGCGAGAGCUCCAGCGCCGUUGAGUCAUCCUCCUCCGCUGUUGAGACCGAGAGCUCCACCACCGGUGGAUCUUCCCCCGUCGGUUCCUCCUCCGGUGUUGCCACCUCCACCCCGCUGGUGACCACCACCGGAUCGGCCACUGCCUCUUCCACUUCGCCCGCCUUCAACGGUGCUGGCAAUGUCAAGGGCAACCUAGCUGGUGUUGCUGCCUUCGCCGCUGCCGCCGCUUACGUCCUGUAA